This is a messenger RNA of Micromonas pusilla CCMP1545, 243 nucleotides long. RefSeq lists its product as uncharacterized. NCBI's taxonomy places the organism in Eukaryota, Viridiplantae, Chlorophyta, Mamiellophyceae, Mamiellales, Mamiellaceae. The transcript has a single exon. The coding region runs from base 1 to 243 and encodes 80 amino acids. The record is from RefSeq and is a predicted model, not a curated record.
AUGCCCUAUCCGUGGGAAGUUUCUCCCGGUCGGUCACGACAAGAAGACAUCUUCAAGGAAUCUGUUGAUCCCCAUCUUGAUCCUGCACCUCGAGAACCUUCCGACGCGCCGGUUACCGCUGUGUCGCCACCGCGGGGCGCCUCUAAUCCAGAAGAAGAAGGCGCGCCGCCGAAGGUGAGCCGUUUAAAAAUCCCGUUGUUUGUUGACCGUUCAUCAGUCUCAACGGUAUUCAGUCAAGUUUGA